AUGGAUUCGUUCAAGUUUUACGACGCGAGAGCAGAGAAAUCGAACGCGAUUCUGAGGCACCGGAGAUCGCGGAGGUUCACGGCCGUGUUCCGUUGCCUCGAGCUGCUCGUUUUCCUCCUAAUCGCGUCCAGAUUCUCGACUCGGUUCACCUUCGAUCUGAAUCUGUCGGCCGCGUGCUUCAGGGGGAUUUCGGUGACUCUAAUCAGCCCGAGAUUCGUGUUCCUCGUCGGGAACGCGAUCGUCGUCGCCUUGUUCCUGAUCUCUGGCCGGUUUUCCGGCGGCGGCGGGGCCGUGGAUUUCUACGAAGAGUACGCGGGAAGGUCGCGGAGCAGUCGGCGAAAGGUUCGGGAGGAGGAGAGGAAGGAAUUGGGCGGCGCGCGUGUGUACGGCGUAGUUGGUGGUGGGAGGAGGAUGGGAAGGUGCAGAUCUGAGGUUGUUGAGAGGGAAAAGUGGCGGCGGGAUCUGAGGCGGAGCGCGAGCGAGAAGUGCCGGAAAAGCGGAGGAGGCGGCGAGUGCGGGCGGAGGGCGGCGGAGGGUGGUGGCGGCGGUGCCAAGUAUGCUUAUGAUCUUUUUGCUCGGGUCGUUCUCACUGAUUGUCAGGCAGCUUCCACACCUCUUGAUUAUGAUGUCCUUCUUAUUCCACUUGAUGAUUCUCUUCUUGAGGAUCCUACAUUAUAUCGUCAGCUUGUUGAGAGUUGA
Molecule: messenger RNA, 699 nt
Organism: Striga hermonthica
Lineage: Eukaryota; Viridiplantae; Streptophyta; Magnoliopsida; Lamiales; Orobanchaceae
Source: the annotation of a GenBank genome assembly